AUGGAUUACUGCCUCUCCUGCUUUGGAAAGUCCAAAGCCAAGGCGUCGGGCGAGCGCGAGCCUUUGCUCCCAAAACAUCGCCCCCACGCCAUUGCUGAGCCGUCCAGGCCUCGGGCCACCGCCGCGGAUGUGGAGCGUCCUAUUGUCGAAAAGGUCGUCGAUGUUCUUGUCGCGCUGAACGCUGGAAAGCUUCCUAGUCAGGACCAGAUAUCUCGCUUACUGCAGGCACUGCUCAACUCUGAGCUUCUGAGGGAGGACAAGGGCAAAGUGAUCAGCGGAAACGGGCCAACGAGCAAACAGGGACGGAAGGUUUUAGCUGACGUGAAAGGUCUCGUACAAGCUGUUUUACGCUUCGGCUUGGAGAAAAACGGUGCGAAACGAAUCUAUUUACUCUCUAUCGCGUUCUGA
Molecule: messenger RNA, 408 nt
Organism: Psilocybe cubensis
Lineage: Eukaryota; Fungi; Basidiomycota; Agaricomycetes; Agaricales; Agrocybaceae
Exons: 1
Coding region: 1-408 (135 amino acids)
Source: RefSeq, a predicted model, not a curated record